GUUUGGAACAAGGAUACAUGUCUCUGCUCCAACUCUUCUAUCAUUAGAAAUGUCUGGAACUGUGGAGGUGCUGGAUAUUACAAAUGUAGCAUCUAUUGUUGAAGUGUCUGUCAAUCGUAUGGAGAAGUAUGACUUCAAAGAGUACAAGGAUUAUCAAGAGAUGAGAAUACUCCUCCAAACAAUUACAGGGGCCAAAAGUCUCAAGCUAUGUUCCUGGUUUGCUCUGGUAUUUUCUUCAUGGCAGUUGACAAAUCUACCAGCUCCGACCUUCAGUUGCAAGGCGCUUAACCUUCAAUUGGAUUUUGUGAAAUGGCACUUACCAGGAAUACUGAACUUGCUGAAGCACUGUCCUUGCUUGGAGAAUCUUAUCAUCGAAAUAACUGCUUACUAUGAUUAUCCAUCGCGAAACGCAACCUCGUGGAUUCACCCAUAUGACUUUGAUGGAGAUGAAUUUUGGAAUAUGGUAGAUACUCCUGUCCAGUGCUUGACUCAUCACCUCAAGACGGUGGAGGUAGCUGGUUUCGUAAUGGAGAAGCAUGUGAUUCAUUUUGUGGAAUAUUUGCUCAGGAGUUCCAUGGUAUUAGAGGAAAUGGUGAUAUUCGCGGAGAAGCAAACGUGGAUCUAUGGCCCAAUUACUCUUAUGUCUGGUAAGGUUCAGGAAUUCGAGGAGAGGCUAAUAAAUGCCCCAAAAGCCUCUGCCUCUGCUGCAGUGGUUUUCUAUUGAUGGUGAACCCUUCAGAAUGAUUUGGCCUAGAUAGUGUAAAAAUCAUUUACACUGUCAGUGUUUAUAAGUUGAACUUCUGAUAAUAAUGUGCACAAUGAAUUGUGCCGUGGACCGUUUCCUGCAUUUUCUGUAAUAACCUGUUGAAGGGCUUUUCUGUUAGAUGUUAUGUAGCUUUUUCUUUCAAUAUUUUCUUUUUGUGAAAUUGGUUUUAUAUGAGGUCCUAU
Molecule: messenger RNA, 948 nt
Organism: Nicotiana tabacum (common tobacco)
Lineage: Eukaryota; Viridiplantae; Streptophyta; Magnoliopsida; Solanales; Solanaceae
Product: putative F-box protein At1g49610
Molecular function (GO): protein binding
Source: RefSeq, a predicted model, not a curated record